AUUAACACUGAUAAAGACAAACACAAACGUUCCGUGGAAGAUGGUGAAGAUGUUACCACUAAAAUUGCUAAAACUAGUAACAACCUAAACUUGAAAAAUUCUGAAUACAUCCAUGACACUGAUAUUACUGAUUCUAUGGAUAUUGGAUUACUAAUUCAGCAGUUAGAAAAGAAUGAUGGUAAUUUUAGAGAACUGUUAAGAUUUAAAGUUGAAGCGGGCGAUAAAAAUUUAGCCAAUCAUUUAGAGACAGCUCCACAUAAUGCGACAUACCUUAGUUCAGAAAUUCAAAAUGAAGUAAUUAAUGCAUGUUCUAGUAUGAUCAUUGAACAACUUGUUUCUAAGAUUAAUAGUGCAAAAUGUUUCACGGUAUUGGCUGAUGAAACAACAGAUAUUUCUGGAAUUGAACAGUUCUCGUUAUGUGUUAGAUAUUUGGAUAUAUUCAAAAAAGAGAUGAGAGAAGAUUUUUUAAAAUUCGUUCCUGUUCAUGAUGUUACCGAAAAAGGAUUAGCAACUACUCUAAUGGAUAGCUUAAAAGAAUUAGGACUUGAGUUGAAGUAUCUACGUGGUCAGGGAUAUGAUGGUGCCGCCGCUAUAAGUGGACACUUUAAUGGAGUUCAAGCUCAUGUAACCAAAAACUACCCUCUUGCUCAUUAUAUUCAUUGUAGUUCAAAUAGUUUAAAUUUGGCGAUUUCGGAUGCUUGUAAUAUUCAAUCCAUUAGAAACUGCACAGGAACAAUUCAGAAAGUUUGUGUCUUCUUUAAAUAA
Messenger RNA from Myzus persicae (green peach aphid), 765 nucleotides. Its product is annotated as zinc finger MYM-type protein 1-like. The record is from RefSeq and is a predicted model, not a curated record. Lineage: Eukaryota; Metazoa; Arthropoda; Insecta; Hemiptera; Aphididae. The transcript is spliced from 3 exons. The annotation marks the transcript as partial.